AUGAAUCAUGGGCCCUACCGAGAGCGGAGGACCAAAGGGCACAAGCGCACUCCCACGCUGUCCCUGCGCAAAAACGAGCGAUUCAAGGAUUUCGGCGCGGAUCACAUGCCGGCCUCCUUCCGGCUCUUCGAGGAAAUGAACUACCAGCAGUCGGUACCACCCAGCAACAUCCGAAUGGUUGGCUACAUCGACCGCAUCAGUGAUAUGCAUGACCCAGAUGCAACGCAAGACUGGUACCUCUGCACGAGCAAAAAGUUCAUGGUGACAGAGUCCCAGACCGGCCGCGAUGCCAAGCGGCUGGAUGACUUUGCGCGGAGAUUCUUGUUCUCCUACCGGUGGGUCCCGACAGAGGAUGGUGAUCUCCGCUUCGAGCCCGUCCCGAAUGCCUCGCAGGCUCAGUCCCUGAGGGUCUGCCACAAGAACACGGCCAUGCAGUUUGCGAAUGCCGCGAGCGCCGACGACGAAGCGAAGAGGAAGAUCAAGCGGUACAAGGCCGAGAUGGCUCAGUUCGAGCAGGUCAUCGGCGAAAUCACCGCUCAGGAGCACAAGCCACGUCGCCCUGCAGGCCCGAGGAAGACCAGGCGCGGGAUGUUUUUGGGUGGUCAGGGCGUGUAA
Messenger RNA from Symbiodinium necroappetens, 615 nucleotides. The record is from the annotation of a GenBank genome assembly. Lineage: Eukaryota; Dinophyceae; Suessiales; Symbiodiniaceae.